UAAGCUGUACCCGGAAACCCCUAAACCCUCGCCGUGUCCCUUUUUUGUUUUCCUUCUCUCUGUUUCUUCUGAACAAAAGAAGUCUAAACGUUGAUAUUCCUUCAUCCGUUUCUGCUUCCCCAAAGAUCCAAGCUUUCACUGGAGUUCUAUUGAAAGCUGCCUUCUUCGAUCAAUUCAACUUUAGAGGACGGCUCAGAUGGACGAGGAGAUCACAAGGCUCUUCAGAGUUCGUCGUACUGUCUUAGAAAUGCUGAGAGAUCGAAGUUACAAUGUCCAAGAAUCUGACUUGAACUUGAAAAGAGAUGAAUUCAUUCAGAAAUUCGGUAACCCCGUGAACAAGGAAGCCCUCUUCAUCGAAACAAAUAAGGGUCCGAAUCCAGCUGAUAAGAUGUAUGUUUUCUUUCCGGUCGGUCCAAAGGUGGGAGUUCCGGUGGUAAGAGACGUCGCGAACAAGAUGAAAGCCGACAAUGUUCUUCGUGGGAUCGUGGUUGUUCCAGCAGCCAUGUCUGCUCCUGCAAGAGCAGCCAUUUCUCAGAUCAAUAAGAUUCUAAACAUCGAAGUUUUCGAGGAGGCUGAGCUGGUGAACAAUAUUACAGAACAUAAGCUCAUCAACGAGUACUAUGUCCUUGACGAUAAAGCCAAGAAGGAACUGCUUGCCAAAUACAGAGUUCAAGAAACACAGUUACCACGUAUCCUGGUCUCGGAUCCAGUCGCUAGAUACUACGGCCUGAGACGAGGACAGAUUGUGAAGAUCCGUCGAAGUGAUGUAACUUCCACAGAUUAUUACACCUACAGAUAUGCUGUAUGAUUCUUCAUGUCGAAAUCCAGCUUCUACUACUGUCAAAAUUUUGGUCGAGGGGGAUUUUAUGCAAAAUUUCCCCGACUCUGUCAUUAUGAGUUUAACCAAACCUAGAUUCAUCGGCUUUUUCUCUGCGGAUAAGCUUUCGGUUUUAUGUAUUCAGAUCCUGAAAAGCUGUUGUUUGCCUUACGAAAUGUGAAAAGUCCUGCACACGAAUGCUAAAAGAUUAAAAUCCAAGUGAAAAAAAUAAAAGCUGCCGGUUUUUAUUUGCAAACAAACAAACAUUUUACAGAAUUCUGUCGUUGAUAUGUUCAAGCCAGUGCGAAAAUGUUAUAAAAAAAGCAGAGUUUUGUGAUGGAUUUGAGCUGCUGAAAGCAAAAACCGAUUUUCGAUUUUGC
This is a messenger RNA of Tarenaya hassleriana, 1197 nucleotides long. Its product is annotated as DNA-directed RNA polymerase subunit 5-like protein 1. Gene Ontology annotation, cellular component: RNA polymerase III complex; RNA polymerase II, core complex; RNA polymerase I complex. Gene Ontology annotation, biological process: DNA-templated transcription. The transcript is spliced from 5 exons. Gene Ontology annotation, molecular function: DNA binding; DNA-directed RNA polymerase activity. Lineage: Eukaryota; Viridiplantae; Streptophyta; Magnoliopsida; Brassicales; Cleomaceae. The record is from RefSeq and is a predicted model, not a curated record. The coding region runs from base 197 to 808 and encodes 203 amino acids.